AUUUUUAUAAAGGGAUAUAUUAUUGAAAUUGUCCUCUAUUCUCUUUACCGAAUGGUUAUAGCCAUAGGUGAUGUCGUGGAAGUCAAUCUAUCUGUUGAUGGAGGAAAAAAAAGAGUGUUGGGCAUCGUGGAAAAGAACUGGGGCGACCUCCUGAUGGUGCUUGUGGGCACCGCGCCAACUCCAUUCUGUACUGUGCAAUGCAAGGACGUGAAGUGGAUCUGUCCAGGCGUGCUUGUGGGGUGGAAGAGCACGGAUAGCAGUGAAUUAGUAAACAAGGUCGCAUCACCACAGAAUACAGUAGAUACGAUGUCUAUAGUCGCAAAACUAAUUGAAGAUGAGAAGGAAUUCCGACCAUUAUCUCCGGCUGUGAGCAAGACUUCAUUUAUGACGUCAGCACAAAAGGAAUCAAACCCUCAACUGCAAUCGUCGUCCUCUCUUAGUAGCUCUUCCUCGGCAUACGAUUCGGUAUGCACCUCAAAUGAUUCCACUAACCCAUUACGCUUUUUGUGUGGGGUAUUCGAUAACUUGACCAAUCGGGCUAAUACAAAGAAUCUCAUAAGCGUGUUGUCAUUGUUAGGCUUGUGGAUUUUUCUUGAGUUGGGUAUUCGUCUCUGUACUCUUCCAAGUAGGUUGGAAGGUCUGGUACUAUCUUUGAUACAAGUUAUCCUUGUGACUUUCGUGGUAUCUGAGGUGGCGUUGGUGCAGCCCGCAGCACGGCCUUCCUCGGCUGUGUGUGUAACGCUACUCGUACCUUUUGUAGUUUUGAGUUUUCCAACCCAAUGUACUAGCAGAGAUUUUGUGGUCUCUUUCACUCUGACGCUGCUUAUUGUUGCGGCAGCGCGAUACCCAGUGGGUAACUUCAAAUAG
Messenger RNA from Phytomonas sp. EM1, 867 nucleotides. Lineage: Eukaryota; Euglenozoa; Kinetoplastea; Trypanosomatida; Trypanosomatidae. The record is from the annotation of a GenBank genome assembly.